Molecule: messenger RNA, 3682 nt
Organism: Thunnus maccoyii (southern bluefin tuna)
Lineage: Eukaryota; Metazoa; Chordata; Actinopteri; Scombriformes; Scombridae
Gene: lyl1
Product: LYL1 basic helix-loop-helix family member
Exons: 5
Coding region: 1300-2703 (467 amino acids)
Biological process (GO): regulation of transcription by RNA polymerase II
Molecular function (GO): DNA-binding transcription factor activity, RNA polymerase II-specific; RNA polymerase II cis-regulatory region sequence-specific DNA binding; protein dimerization activity
Source: RefSeq, a predicted model, not a curated record
UCUCUCUCUCUCUCCCACCUCACAUUUUGCCAGUAUCAGAGCGCUCCGACUGGCAGCCAGUUAGAGCAUUGUGUCUUCUUGGCGAAGAGAGUGAGAGAAGGAAGGGAUAGACAGGACGGUGAAAGAGAGAGAGUGAAGAAGAGAGGUGAGAAUGACAUAUGGACAGGGGGGGAUGGCAGAGACCUGCACCAUCCGUCUCCAUGCUUUGAGUGUGUCUUCGUUCAAAGGAGCAACUUCACAACAACAAAAAAACAAAUAAUUUUAUUUGCAGGGAUUCAUUUGAGUAUUUGGAGUGUUUGAACGGUGUCAGACUGUUUGGCUCCAAUUCUGAUCUCAGAGAUUGACAGACAGGCAGUGACAGGCUGCAGCAGAGUGUGAGUGACCUGAGGAGGAGGAGGAGGAGGAGGAGGAGAAGGAAGGAGGAGCAAGAGAAGGAGGAUGUUAAACACUGAGGUGACACGUGCGUUCACAGAUCACUUGAACUCUGACGGAUUUUGCAUGACAGACAGAGAGAAGCUACACUGGGUGCCAUAAUUUUACCUACUCUUUGAUAUCAAUCCAAUCUUCAGCGGCCUGGGACAUGUUGAACGCUUAAAAGGAUUUUGACUCACAUCCUCAAAAUACACACAGACAGACACAUAGACAGUCAAACUCAUUAAGAGCUGCCGCUGGGGAUUCUCGUCAACCUAGAAUCUGCUGCUCAGGAUGUACUGCAAGAAAAAUACAGACAUCCAAUUCAAAUCAAACCGCAACAACCACCCCAGCUCCACGCCGCACCCAGAGGCGACACUGUAGAAUUAGCCCACUAUAAAAGGACUGCACGUUGAAGUGAAGGAGUGAACACAGGCGUCUACCCACACUCCACACACACCUACAAUCACACAAGUAAAGGCGAGAAUGAUGGGUAACAAGGCUGGAUCAGUGGGAAGGUGUAGCUCCGUUGAAGGCAAAUAUAACAUGGACUGAUGGAUAAAAGACUCACAUACUGACCCUGGUGUUGAGAAGAACAACUGAUGGAUUUCAGUUGUUGUUGUUCACUUGUUGUGAGGUAGAGCAGCAAAAUAUUGCAUAAUCUGCAGGAAAGCGGAACAAAGGAAAGGAAGGGUUAUGAGUCGCCUUUAUGGAAAAGACCCAUAUGCUUGGAGAGGAGAGGUUUGAAGGACGAGCUGCAGGUGGUACACAUGAACAUACUCUCAUACACAGACACAACGGGGACGAGACACACUGACACACACGCCGGGCGGCUGAGUGUUUAAGGAGCUUGGAACUGACAGGGUUUCUCCCAGAGACUUCACCACCAUGAUGGAGAAGGUUAACUCCACCGGCCUACCUGCCUCACCACCCAAACUACCUCGCCCCUCCUCUGCCUCCUCUUCCUCUGCCUCCUCCCCAUCCUGUACCUCCGUGGAGCAGCACAGUCCCCUCCAGAACCAGGCUGCAGCGUCUUCGGACACUAUCAACAGCCCACAUCCUGCUAACAAGACAGGGCACAAGGGACACAUGGAUGUCCCCGCUGGCAGCUCGAUUCAGUCCCCCAGUGCCACAACGACAGUGUUAACCAGUCACCAUGCAGAUACAGCUGCUGCACCUGAGCCCAUCGUCAUGGAGACGGAGCAGAAGGAGGAGAAGCAUGGAGAACCGACCACUGCCGCCGCAACCCCUGCUGCUUCUGCCACCAGGUCCCCAACACUUUCCUCUCCACCUCCACUCCUCCCAGCACCAGCCAAGACCUCCCCGUGCCCACUCCCACCUCCAACCUCCUCUGCAUCUUUCCCUCCGUCCUCAUCAUCCUCUCCUCUUCCUCCCCACAUUCCAGUCAUCAGUCUUGGUCACAGCAAGCCCCCUCUCCCGCUCCCCAACACCCCUUUGACUGCUUUACACCCAAUUCCCAACCUUCUGCACGGGCCCCAUGCAGACCUUCGCCGCAGCCAGCUGACCUGUUUGCCUGUGGCCAGUCCUGGAGGCCCCGGAGGUUCUGGAGGUCCAGGAGGUCCCUCUGCUCCCUCCCCAGGGCCCCUGUUGCCUCAGCAGUACCUGCCUGCUCACGCCUUCUUCACCAGUUCUUACCUGGGUCCCUCAGGAGGAAGCUAUGGUGUCAUUGCCAACAGCCGGAUCAAGAGAAGACCCUCAUCACACUUUGAGAUGGAGAUCAAUGAUUGCCCUCCUCAGAAACUUGCUCGCCGCGUCUUCACCAACAGCCGCGAGCGUUGGCGACAGCAGAAUGUGAACGGGGCUUUCUCCGAGCUGAGAAAACUCAUUCCCACACACCCACCAGACAAGAAGCUCAGCAAGAAUGAAAUCCUCCGCCUGGCUGUGAAGUACAUCAACUUCCUGGUCACUCUGCUCAAUGACCAGGCCCAGGACAAGAGCAUGGACUCGGCCGAGGAUGGGGCUGAGGACGAGAGCACCACGGCCGGAUUGGACAGCAACAAACUGAAUCCUCUGUUUCGGUGCGACACUCCUCCUCCGUCCCACACUGCUCCACCAUCCUCAGCCCGUCCCUCCUUGGCGGCAGCCCGCAGAGACAGGGACUCAACCGAUUCAGUCAUCGCCCUGGCGAAUUCCCCAGCAACAUCCAGCUGCUAUGGUGACACGGACAGUGAGGAGAGCUUUGGGGCUAAGACCUCUGUGGUGACCCAUGGCAUUCUGGGAAAGGUUAAGGGUCAGAUAAGGAUGGUGGCAGCCACAAAUGAUGAGCGAUGACACCAAAAGACAGCAUACAAAAGGUGUGCAGCCACUGGGAGUUUAAAUGCCACACUGACGGACAGGACGGGACACACAAUCGUUGCCAGAUACCAAAGUGUUUGAGUCCAAAGAGCCUGUGUGGUUGUCUCUUCCACUCAGUGCUCAAAGUAGUGUGAAUAAGGGAGGGGUGGAUUUUUGGUGAUAUUUUGUAGUUUUAAUUAGUUUAAACUCUGUUUUCCAGUGAUGUGCAAACACUGAGUGUGAGGCUCUGUGUUUUAGGUUAAUUGUGCUUUGGGUCAGGUUGAACCUCAACAGAACUUGUGUGUUUUAUAUCCAAACAAGGUCACAAUGUUCCUGUGUUGAAUAUUACAUCUCAGUGUCAAAUAAUAUGAAUCCAACAUGGAUGAAUUAUGCAAAACAGACCAAUCAGAUCAUCUCAGGCUGGAUUUACAUGGCAACAAAAUGUUGAUUUCUAUGUGUUCAUAACAAAAAUCUAAUAAUCUUUUCUCAUUGAGGACUUUCAAGAUGUUGAAUUAUCCCUCUGCACCCAUGAAAAUGUUAAAUCUUUCACAGCAGGGUUAAUAACCUGAUGUUUGCUUCCAAAUGCAGCCUAAGAAGUUUACAUGUAAAUAGUCAGCAUUGUCCCAGUACAGUUAAGGUAAUUUAGUUUAGCAUGUGCUAUAUUGUGCCCCAGUGAAAUGCAUGAAAUGCAUUUUAUUAAUCGAAGUUGCAGUUCUUAAUGUUCCCGCUGUUCUUCUAAAAGUUCCUGUGGUCAGAGAAGCAGCGCCGAUGGUCCCACCCUGACAUUGUGACACACUUGUACCAGACAGAAAUAAAGUGUGUUUUAGUUUGCUGUUCCUUAUUUGACAUCCUCUUAUUGCGCUCCAGAGACUGCUCUUUGUCAGCACGAUUUCUCAACACAUCCACAUAUUUUGCCAUUCUCUGCUUAGCGAAUGUUUGUGUAUCCUCAGUGUGUUCAGUAUGAAUCUCAGUAGAU